CAUUGGGGUUUGUGUGUGGGUAAGUGAUCUUUAAACGAAAUCAUGUCUUGCGUUCAGAAAAUUAUGCAGCCAGUAGAAAUGAAGAUAAGUGCCAACAAAUACUAUUAUUUCGUCAAAAACAAUGUUUAUCAUUUUCCUAAUGUUACUUCAAUCAUUCAAGACGUAGCAGUUGAUGAAGGUGAUUGGGACAGUUGUAGUCAUGACUCCAUAAAAGUAUGGAAUUACACCAUCGAUAGCAAAGCUGAGGUUUUGAAAGAACAACCGCAAUUCGAUGAUGAAAAGCUUAAAAUAAGUUUCACUGCGAUUGGAGGAGAUGUGUUAGAGAAAUAUAAAAGCUUCAAGAUCACUCAUCAUCCCGUACCCAAGGGUCCUGAACAAUGUGUGGUUUACAUAACUAUAGAAUAUGAAAAAUAUGAUCCUACCACACCCGAUCCAUACAAUUACAUUCAAUUAAUUGCUAAAUUAAUAAAGGAUGCGGGCGACCAUCUUAUUCAUCAUUAGUACAAAUUAAAUCGUUUAGUUAAGUUUAUGGCUUUUGGUAUCAAAAUAAAACCACUCUCUCAUCCUUCUGUAGAAUAUGUGUAUAUAUAGAUGGAGGGGCUCCAUUGUUAUGUUUGCCUUCUUCUUUUUCUAUUUCUCUACAUGGCCAUUUCUGGUCUUUCACACACAUAUAUAUAAUAAAACAUAUAUAACAAUGUGAAUA
Messenger RNA from Cucumis sativus (cucumber), 703 nucleotides. Its product is annotated as MLP-like protein 328. Bases 43 to 501 code for a protein of 152 amino acids. Gene Ontology annotation, biological process: defense response. Lineage: Eukaryota; Viridiplantae; Streptophyta; Magnoliopsida; Cucurbitales; Cucurbitaceae. The transcript is spliced from 2 exons. The record is from RefSeq and is a predicted model, not a curated record.